ACGACGACGCGAAAUAAUAGAAAUUCAACGUUUCUUGCGAGAAGUCUAUCAACCGCUGUGUUUUCAUUCACGAGUUCAGUGUUAAAAAUUCAAAGUGAUGCAAUUGGUGAUUGCAAUUUGGUGAAGAAUUCGGUUGGCUUCAUUUUUCGAGCGCAUGCUACUUAUUUUUAUUUUUCUCGCUGCUUUCAUUGUUUCCUAGUUAUUAUAUAUUAUUAACAAAUUAUUAUUGAGAGCGAGCUGAAACGAGUCUUUCACGGUGGAACAGUGAAAUUAUGGCAAUUGCAAAACAGUGAAAUUUAAUGUGUAAACUCACGAAUUAUGUGGUGAAGGUAGUGGCAGGAAUGAAACUAUUGAAAUUAUAAAUGCAAUUCAAAGAGAAAAUCUAAGCAAUGAAAUAAAGAGUGCAGUGAAAAUAUACGAAUCCCAACAAUGCAGCUUCAGAUAAAUAGUUUGUACGUUUAUUUAUAUUAUCAUAUUGUGUGGUAAAAUCAGUAAAAUUCUAAGUGGAAUUGAAAAAGUUUACUUAUAAUUUUAUAUAGUUACAAUAUGCAUAGAAUGCAAGUAACAAACGUUAGAAGAAAUAUCUUUGCUUUCCUUAUUUUGUAUUCAUCGCUACAUCAUGGAAAACUGAUCAAUGCAACAAAUGAUUCUGAUAAAAAACCCAUUGAAUUCGAAUCUUUAACCGACAGUUUUGUACACAAUGCAAAUCCGACGUUGAAUGAUGGGGUACCGACUGUGACAACAGCAAUUCCGGGGAUACCUCCGCCACAAGUGAACCUUAAUAAAUGCUGUCGGUACAAUGAACAUAUGGAUAUGAAUAAAACUUGUGUAAUGGGCAAUUCCAAGCUGUGGGUGCCUUUGAUAUAUCGUAUUUUUCAAAAAAGAUAUCAUAGUCCUCAAGGUGGAAAGCCAAAAUUUAUGACAUUUCAGGAAAAUAUGCGUCCAAUUGUAUAUGUGGAUCAUAAUAACUCGAAGGAGGAUGUGUCGAUGGUGAAUGAUACAAAAGAAACAAAACGUAGUUGCACUGAAGAAGAAUUGGAACUUUUCUCGGCUGGCGGAAAUUGGUUAAUAUUUUCUAAUGGUUCAUUAUUUUUGGGUGAGAGGAAGCAAUUUAUUGAACCCCAGCGAUAUUGUGUUGAUAGAAAUAUCGCACUAGUCUGCUUUCCUAAAGAGCAAAAUACUCAGCAACGAAUAAAGAUAAGAAAAUGCUGCGGUUGGAAUGCAAUUUAUGAUGCUGCCAACGAAACUUGCAUAUUUCCCACCGGUAGUAAUGGUAUUAGUACACCUGAAUUGCCUUUAAAUAAAAGUGUGUACGAGACAAUAUACGGGUUUCCCACAUGCCAUCAUAAAGUUGUACCUUAUGCCAUUGCGGGCGAUUGGAACGAAAACCAAAUGGAUGACGAAGAUGGAAGUCUAAAAUUGCCUCACAAAAACAUAUCUUCUGGUGAUUAUUGCCUUGAACAUUUUCGCGAAAAGGGAGUAAUUGUUGCUGUUAAAAUAUUCACAUGCCUUCAUCACUUUUCUACCGAAGCACCUGCCAAUGCUAUAGCGGCUGUUCGUAGCUCUACUAGUAAUAUGGUGCAAGCAGCUGCUCUUAACAUUGGAAUUGUUAUUUCAGUCGUUUUUCUAGCUGCUACGUUGAUAGCAGGGUAUAUGAUGCCCUCCGUUCAUCAUAUGCUCCAUUGGCGUUGCCAGAUUUACUACGUUUUUUGCUUGUUUGUUGGAGAUUCAAUACUCGCCUACACACAAUUAUCCCAUUCAUUGGAACAUGGUUCAUUUACCUGCCUUUUACUUGCUAGCACAAUGCAUUUCUUCUUUCUAUCUGCUUUCUUUUGGCUAAACACCAUGUGUUUCAAUAUUUGGUGGACUUUUCGCGACUUUAGACCAAGUUCUCUUGAACGCAAUCAAGAACUGCUACGCCUACGACUAUAUUCGGCGUAUGCUUGGGGUGUGCCCUUAUUGAUAAGCGCAAUUGCUUUUACAGUAGAUCAUUUGCCAGAGACACAGUUAUUACGACCAGGAUUUGGAGAACGUAGUUGUUGGUUUAGCGGCGAGCAUUUAUCAAUUUUUGCAUACUUCUUCGGCCCAAUUGGACUUUUGCUGUGUGCUAACAUUGUACUUUUUAUAUCCACUACUCAUCAAUUAACAUGUGGCCUGUGGAAGCGAGACGAUGUCAAAUCGACCACUGAAAAAACCGCACUGGGGAAAGUAUGUUUAAAACUAGUCGUGGUAAUGGGCGUUACCUGGAUAGCCGACGUAAUAUCAUGGGUAGUUGGAGGACCCCAUUCUGCUUGGUUUUUCACCGACAUGAUAAACGCCCUGCAAGGAGUGUUUAUUUUCAUUGUGGUUGGUUGCCAACCACAAGUUUGGGCCGCUUGUAAGCGUUUUUGCUGUCCUCGUUCGCGACAAGAGAUUACAAACACAACGAAUGGCGUACAGCAUUCAAGUUCUUCACAAGGAUUACCAUCGGUGGGAGGAUAUGCAGGUGGUGAAGUUACGCAGAAUACAUCAGUAAAUACCACGUCUAUAGGGGGUAGCCAGCAGACGCAAACAAAAAUACCGAUGGAAACAGUAUGUUAAGUAUUUCUUCAACGAAAGCACAAUUUCAUUUCACAGACGUCGGCAGUUUAUUCACACCGAUAUAUGCACAACAUACCAUAGCAGCUGGACGACGGUGAGCGCAUCGAAUGCCGAAGAUCAGAUCAUUGCAAAGCAGUGAUUCCACAACAAUUACAAUAACAAAAACAAUGACUAAAGUAAUUACUACAACAAAAACAAUAGUAUUAACGUAAGCAAUAGCCAGCAACGCUGAUCGACGCACAUUGCAAGAUACUCGCAGACAGCAUUGCAAAAACAAAAAAGAUAGAGAAAAGCCAACCAGCGAAACCAAAUUGGAUAAAAAAAGAAGAGGGAAAAAAUAGAACAAAAUGAGAAAACAACUACAACGAAUAAGUGAAAAAGAAAUUAUACUAUGUACGUACAAGUAUGUAAGUAAUUGACAAAGCUAAAACGAAGCUGCCUCUAUAAAGAAAAAUCGCGGCGAACAUUAUUAGCGUAUAAUAGAUAUAGCUGUAGUCGUGGCAAYACAGCAGGAAGCGCAGAUAUGUAUGUAUGUAUGUGGUGGGGUGGUUGAAAAUUGCAAGCAAGAAUUAUUAUAUUCAGUUUGAGCAACGAUUUCACGAAUGUAUAGUUUGGUAUGUACACUUCUACAAGUUAUGUAUAUGUAGUUGCAUAUAUAUAUGUUUCUUGCAUUGGAAUACUUAUGGAUGAAUAGACAUUUGGUCGGAUGGAUACACAGUAUGUGGGGUAGAUGAAAAAAUGGUUGGUUGAAUAGUUGGAAAAAUGAGUGAUCGUGAUUGCGUAUGGUUUGUUGCUCUGAAGCUGCUGCUGCUCGACUAGCCUAUCAAAGUACUUAAACGAUUUCAUGAACAACAGAUAGCUGCUUCCCUAUUCUUUCCUGCCUGCAGAAGAUUGACGAAUUGCCAUUGGUAAACUAUUCUUAUGCUAUCGCUAAUAUUUUUAUUUUCCUCACAAUAGAAAUUAUUUAACGCUUUAAGACUACGGUAUUUAUAAUUCUACGCUAGUAGACUCUAUUUAUGAAACUUUACCAUAUACAGCGGAAUUUCGAUAUGUCAUACGGUUAACCAACCAAACCACACACGUACCACAUAUGUAUAUUAAACACGAGCUCAGUUAUCACAAUAAAAAUAUGUGCUUUUCUUUACACAUUGAUUUGCAUACACACACAUAUAUACCAAUGCAUUUAUAUUAUUUUAAGCCAAAAUUUAGCCGUACAAAUUGGUUUUUUUACUGAGCAACGUAAUAUACGUGGACACACGAACUCUUUUGUCGCUUACUGCGUUCUCAUUGAGUCGGCCAAAAAUAUUUUAAUAUCUUAUUCACCCUUGCUCAAAUGUUUCUAUUAAAUUAUGAAUAUUUGCAUAUUACAUACAAAAAUAAACAAUGGAAUUAAAAUUUGCUUAAAUAUUGCAAAUAUUAAUUUGAAACCGAGCGCAACUGCUACCACGGAGAAAAUUUCCUAAUGAAAACGAA
Molecule: messenger RNA, 4053 nt
Organism: Bactrocera latifrons
Lineage: Eukaryota; Metazoa; Arthropoda; Insecta; Diptera; Tephritidae
Gene: mthl1
Product: probable G-protein coupled receptor Mth-like 1
Exons: 3
Coding region: 547-2580 (677 amino acids)
Biological process (GO): G protein-coupled receptor signaling pathway; cell surface receptor signaling pathway
Cellular component (GO): membrane
Molecular function (GO): G protein-coupled receptor activity
Source: RefSeq, a predicted model, not a curated record